Molecule: messenger RNA, 1169 nt
Organism: Cuscuta campestris
Lineage: Eukaryota; Viridiplantae; Streptophyta; Magnoliopsida; Solanales; Convolvulaceae
Source: the annotation of a GenBank genome assembly
GCUAGCUAAAUCAUCAUCUAAAGUCUAACCCGGCCAAAUAAGGUCGCAUCAAAAUACGAAAGGCACCACUUUUUAACCGCAGCAUUGGGUUGCGAUGUACCAGUCGGAAUCCUCAUCCCCUUCGUCUGGAAAGUUCGAAACUUGAAAUUGAUCGCCCCGCCGGCCGGAAAGUCUGUCUCGCCGGCACUGGGUUUAACCAAAACGAUGGUCGAUCCGAAUUGGGAGCUGAAGAACUGCUGUAAUCACGACCAGAAGUCGUUCCUUAUCACCAUCGGCGUUUACUCCGUUGUCAUCCGCGUUGUGCUGGGCAUGCAGGUACAUGCAAAUGAGGGGGGUGUGACAACAACACGUGGCGGUGUUUAUUGGUUGAUUUUGCCUGCUGGAUAUCUUGGUUCAUCAUUUUGGGGAAUGGCUCUCAUACUUGCAUCCACACAUCUAUUGACUGCACAAAUUGCUUCUGGUUGUCUUAUUAUAGCUCUGAUAGUGGCGCUCUUCUUUGCUAAAAAUUGGACGCUUCGAGGACUUUGCAUUGGAUUCAUUAUUUUCAUUGCUGUGAUAUGGGCUCUUCAAAGAAUGACUGGAGUGCGGAUUCUUCGCUAUGUAAUACUUUUCAUUGGUGUUAUGAACAGCUUGUUUUCUGUAUAUGACAUAUACGACGACUUGAUAUCGCGAAGGGUUAAUACAAGUGAUGCUGAGAAGUUCGCUGAACUUUGUCCAUGCCCUUGUAAUGGUGUUGCUUGGGGUGUUAUCUGGGGGAUGAUAUCAUUUGCAUUUCUUUGUGGGGCAGGGUACCUUGGACUUGUCAUUUUAUCUUGAGGUGCUAUAUAUGGCUCCUGCAUGCCAAAAUCAAUCUGCCCUGGAUUGUAUAUGAUCCCAUUUCAUUUAUGUUAUCUUACAUUAAAACAACCAAAACAUAAAUGAUUGGCUGAUUUAUGUGUGAUUCAUUCAUUGGCGUUUAUCUUGGAGUAAUACGGAGUAUAAUGUAGAGAAAGUACUUCGUAUUUAACCGAGUUAUGUUUAUUAUUUCGAGGUCCUUGUGAUGUGGAAGAGAGUACUUUUAAAUUUCUUGGAUUGUGAUUAUAAUUGAAGUUUCAAUCUUCUUACAAUGGAGCUGCUUGGUGCCUUUUGUUCCCUUUUUUCAUCUUGGAAAAUAAUUGUUCCAAAUUUUA